AUGUCUAUGGAUGACUUCUGGCAGAAGGUUAUUAAGGUACUUUCAGGCUCUGAAAAAGAAAGAAAAGAUGCUAUAGAUGAGUUAGUGGUCCCUCCAGCUGAAGAAUGGCAGAAACAAGUUGAGGAUUGAAGAAAUGAAAUUCUUAAAGGGAGGAAAAAAUUCCUUUUGGAUUAUUCAUUAGAGCAAAGAAAUGCUAUAUUCUUCUGCAGUGCAGCAGCAGUUUUUCUAUUUUCAGGGGGAAUAUUUAGGAGAUUUAGGAAAACGAUAAGCUUUAGCAUUAUUGGAGGAAUUUUUAUUGUGCCUGAGCAUUUUAGGCCUUAUAUUUAA
Messenger RNA from Blepharisma stoltei, 327 nucleotides. Lineage: Eukaryota; Ciliophora; Heterotrichea; Heterotrichida; Blepharismidae. The record is from the annotation of a GenBank genome assembly.